AGACGCUUUCUCUCUCGCACAUCAGCUAUUUCCAAAGGCCAAGAAGGAGAUUAUUUGGGUUCUCACGAGUAUUUCUUGAGGUUCAUGGUACAGAAGAAGGCUCAGUCUAUCACCAGGGAUAUUAAAGUACCACUAGGGCCGUUAAGCUAUCCCUGGAAACGCCCAAAACUACAAGGUGUGGUGGAUCGCGCGUCACUUGUUCUUCGCUCCAAAACAUUCCCUCGUCUAUACUCCCCGUGCCUGGGCUGACGAAACCGUGCGGCGGCCAGCGUGCUGAGGCUUGAAGGGCGGCGCCAUGGCUGAGGAGGAGUGUAUCUUUGACCCUAACCUUAAGAAAAAGAAAAAGAAGAAGACAGGGUUCAACUUGGAUGCAGCAUUAGCAGAAGGCAGUGGAGCUCCCCCCCCAGAGUCAGCACCAACACCAGAAAAUGGAGAGGUGCAGGAAGCCAAAGAGAGCACCCCAGAGAUGGACGACAUGGAGGUGUUUGGUAAAAAGAAGGGAAAAAAAAAGAAGAAGCCCUUCAGCAUGGAUGACAUGAGUGAGGCAUUGCCAGAGAGCAAGGACAAUGGAGUGGCUGUUGGAGAGGAUCGGGAGCCCCCGGCCGUCCAGCCUGCUGAGGUGGACGACUUUGACCUUGACAUGGAUUUCACCAAGGCCAAGAAAAAGAAGACCAAAAAGAAGAAGGUGGUUCUUAAUGACCUUAUAGCCAAGGAAGAUAUGGUAGCAGAUGCUGAUGACGCAGAAUUGGAUUUGGCAACUGAUGGGAGUCGUGAGCCAGGCCUGGUUAAUAAAGAGGAGGACACAAUAUUGUCUGAGGAAGUUCGAGAAUCUGGCGAUGGCUGGGUGGGCAGCGAGCGGGACUACACAUAUGAUGAGCUGCUGGAGCGAGCCUUCAACCAGCUACGGGAAAAGAACCCAGAGAUGGCUACAGGUGAAAAGAAGAAGUUCAUCAUGAAGCCCCCUCAGGUUGUCAGAAUUGGUUCGAAAAAGACUGCAUUCGCCAACUUUGCCGAGAUCUGUCGCCUUCUUCACAGAAUGCCCAAACAUGUACUUCAGUUUCUUCUUGCAGAAUUGGGUACCUCUGGUAGCAUUGACGGUAGUAAUCAAUUGAUCAUUAAAGGCCGAUUCCAACAAAAGCAGAUUGAAAACGUUCUCAGGAGAUACAUUAAGGAAUACGUUACCUGCCACACCUGCCGAUCCCCGGAUACAAUCCUGCAGAAGGAUGCUCGUUUGUACUUCCUCCAGUGUGAGCAGUGCAAUUCUCGAUGUUCUGUCGCUCCUAUCAAAUCUGGUUUCCAGGCUGUGGCCAACAAGCAACAGAGACAAGCCAUCAGGGCAAGCAAGAAUUAGGUAUCAUCUUACUUCUAGGUAUAAUUUUUUUAUAAAUACUUAUCAUAUCCUUUUCAACACUCAUUGUAUUGUGCAUUAGGAAAACAAAUAACAUGUGUAUCUCGACCAGAUAACAGUAUUAACAACCCUUUUCAUGUUAAUUUGUAAUUAUGCUUUUUACAUAAGCAUUGGAGAGCCCCAUAAUGCAUUAUCCGAAAAAACAGUUAGUGUAUUAUAAUAUAAAUUUUUAUAAGAUGCCUUCAGCCACCAUGUAGGGGCUCUCUUUCCCCAUAUAUUGUGUGGUUAUCUUCAAUUUUCUCACAGCUAAUCUUUCCUUGAUGUUCCAAUUAGGAGGGUUGUUAUUUAAAAAAAGCCAUGUCCCUUUAGGUUUAUUUACAUCACCUGUUACUAAAGUAGGCUUACAUGUAUACAUGUUUUGAAUGUUGGUUUUGUCUAUUAUGGAAUUGGUUUUAGAUUGCUGUUGUUGGUUUUAACAUCAUAUUUUUGUCAGCCAUUAGGGAGAACUUGAUACUAGAUAGAUAGGCUCUGUACAAUAUAUGGUUAAACUGGUCAUACAGGUAAUAUUACAUUAUGUUGUAUGACAUUUAUAAUGUUUAGCUCUAUCAUGGCUGUAUUAAAGAUUGCAUCACUUUAAAUGGAAAAUUAGCAAAUGCAUUAUCUUAGUCGUGCACUUGAAAAUAUUUAUUGCUUUGUUAACUUGAGGCAGCCUCAUUACCCUGCAGCCACACCUCACAGCGAGCGUGUGCGUGUCCAGCGAUGCCGCACACCGGUCGGUUACAUAUACAGGAGUCAGGAUGGGAGGAUUUUCCAUCUUGUACCUAGUUGUUUAUUAAAAUCACAAAUAAAUUCUACAAAGAG
This is a messenger RNA of Eriocheir sinensis (Chinese mitten crab), 2209 nucleotides long. It is a transcript of the gene eIF2beta, whose product is annotated as eukaryotic translation initiation factor 2 subunit 2-like. Gene Ontology annotation, cellular component: eukaryotic translation initiation factor 2 complex. The coding region runs from base 296 to 1351 and encodes 351 amino acids. The record is from RefSeq and is a predicted model, not a curated record. Lineage: Eukaryota; Metazoa; Arthropoda; Malacostraca; Decapoda; Varunidae. The transcript has 10 exons. Gene Ontology annotation, biological process: formation of translation preinitiation complex; formation of cytoplasmic translation initiation complex; translational initiation. Gene Ontology annotation, molecular function: translation initiation factor binding; translation initiation factor activity; mRNA binding.